This is a messenger RNA of Scutellospora calospora, 369 nucleotides long. The record is from the annotation of a GenBank genome assembly. Lineage: Eukaryota; Fungi; Glomeromycota; Glomeromycetes; Diversisporales; Gigasporaceae.
AUGAAACCAAAAAUCAAAGAAAAAUUAUUCCAUAAUAAACCUAACUAUCCUGAUAAAUUAUUUUGUAAUAUAUGUGAUUCAAGUUUUGUCGGAUAUUCUUCCAACACAAAUUUAAGAAAACAUUUUACCAAAUAUCACAAAAAAGAACUUGACGAAUUUGAUAUUAAUGAUAUUUCAUCCGAACUUACGAGACUUGAAGAAUCAGUAUUAACUUUUGAUGAAGAAGUUAAUGAUGUUAAUCCUAUUUCAAAUAUUAUUCGUAAAAAUAAUAAUUUUAAAGGAUUGAUGGAGGGGUUUGAAGGACAAGGUGAAAUUGAUAUUGUCAAUGGUAAAAUAAAAUUUAAGGGAAAAUUUAAUUAUAAUAAAUAA